GUAUGCUUAAAACGACUCUUCGGUGCUGGACGGGUUCAGACGCGGACGGCACGAAGACGUCUGUGGAAGCUGACAGCGGGUGUGAGUGCGCGUGUUGCCCCACCGAGUGAGACUCCAGGCCGGUUUGUGCUCUCGCUGCACCCGCUUCACUUGACUUGAGCACCCAAGGCAGGACAAAUUUGGGACCAUGGCCUCGUCUUGGCUCGUGUUUCACGCUGCUGUUGGCUCUUUCUUGGUUCUGUUAGCUUCGGCGGAACAUGAUGAGCACAACAUGGAGCAGCGCGAGAUCACCUUUGACUUUGGCGAUAUCAUGCAUUUGAUGCAAUCGCCGGAAUCACAUGUGAUGCAACAAGAGGCAGAUUUGUCAGAUUUGGUUGAUGAAAAAGAGUUUGUCAUGCAAGAAAAAUUGGACACCCCACGAGGGAGAGGAUCCCGACCUGCAUCCUUUACACCGAGAGGACGUCGUCCAAGUGUUGGGUCUCGCUCUGAGAUUCCCAUGCUAGACUAUCCCGUUCAGUUCCCGCUUGGGCGACCCACCACCGACAAUCUCCAAGCCGUGUGUCUCCACGGAGAACUUCGCCCUCGCUACCCCAACUCCUACUUCCCCAGCUCAGGGUUUGGACAACUGCGGCGUAGGGCCAGCGCCGUCAAUAAUGCUGAGGCAUGGUUGAGCGCAUGCUGCGCAGGAAAUCAGACGUGGGGGAAUGACGCGACACUUUGCUGCGCCACACAGGCGUGGGAGCUGUCAGUGGAAAAGUUCUGCAAGGAGGAUUCAUCCGUCAAGGAUCGACUUUAUCACUGCUGCAGAAAGACAGGCGGUCAGAGACUCAACUGCUUCCAAAAGGACUCUCCCAAUCCACGCUAUGAGCCAACUGAGCCAAUACCGGUUUCCCCGCUUCCCGUUGAAGUCGACUUCAGCUUUGACAAAAACACUUGUCACAGAACAUCAGUGACUCAGCCAAAUGUCAGCGAAAGGAGACAACAGCCCGGUUCCCAGAAAAGUGAAAUGAACUUCCCCCCCGCUCGACCCAGCGCACAAAACGUGGAAUCACUGUGUCGCAACCAGAAGCAGCGCCCCCUGUACAGCGUCAAGUGCCUGCCGAGCAGCGGCUACGAACUGUUGGCUCGUCAGGCCAAGAUCAUUAAUCGUAUAGAGAAGGGAUACAAACAAUGCUGCAAGAAGAACCAGGACGUGCUUGUGUGUGCUGAGCAAAAGUGGAAUGAUGCGCUCAGAAGGUUUUGCUCCAGUAAGAAGGGCGGCAAGGUUGACUACGAGUGCUGUUUGGGCAGCACGACCAGCGAUCGGCUCGACUGUUUUCAAACAAAGUCUCCUGACCCCCAUUACAACGUGACGUCCCAGGAAGAACUGUCUCCUAAAAUCUGUCAAUCUCGCAAGAUCAUCAAGAAAGUGUUGCCUAAUGGUUUUCACGCCAAGAACAUUUUGAACGAAUGCUGCGCCAUGUCACCAGUAGACCACACCACUUGCUUUGUACAAAAGGUUGAGGAAACAUCUGUCAAAAUGUGUACGUCAAAGAAGACAUCCCCUCCAGUCGCCCGCCGCUGUUGCCGCAUGCCUCCUCCGGAGCAGCCAAAGUGCGUCACUAACUUUGUAAUGGAUGCCAUCACCAAGGCAACCAAGGUGUCCAACCAGAAGAAAAAGAAAAGAUGCCCCCUUUAAAAAAAUCCACCCUGAUGCUUCCAGCAGCUCAGACAUGAGGUCACUGAACACAAGAGUACUUGUCUUGCACAAAUGCCACUUUUUAACGUGUGGACCAAAUUUGUGCCUCAUCUACUGCCAGUAUUAUAUGUAUCUAUACAUCUAAGGUCGUGACAAUCAUCUCUUUCGUGAGUGCCUUCCUAAAGACAUAUUUUUUAAAUUGUUGGAUGCUUGCUUUGUACUUUGUAAUGUGUCACUGUACCACUAUUUUUUUAGAGGCUGCUCUUUAAAUGUUUUGGUUUUGGUUACAUGCAUUUUGUUGUUUCUUUUAAAGCCGCAAGUCCAAACCAUUUCUAAUAAAGUUUUUUUCCCCAUGA
Messenger RNA from Syngnathoides biaculeatus (alligator pipefish), 2034 nucleotides. RefSeq names its product extracellular matrix protein 1-like. Bases 188 to 1678 code for a protein of 496 amino acids. Lineage: Eukaryota; Metazoa; Chordata; Actinopteri; Syngnathiformes; Syngnathidae. Gene Ontology annotation, biological process: regulation of bone mineralization; signal transduction. Gene Ontology annotation, cellular component: extracellular region. The record is from RefSeq and is a predicted model, not a curated record. The transcript is spliced from 11 exons.